AUGUCCAUCGAAAACCUCAAGACCUUCGACCCCUUCGCCGACGUCGACGAAGAGAACGGUGGCAAGAAUAACGCGAAGACUGAAAAUUACGUCCAUAUUCGCAUUCAGCAGCGCAAUGGUCGAAAGACCCUGACUACGUGCCAGGGUCUCCCAGACAAGUAUGACCAGAAGAAAAUCUUGAAGCGUAUGAAGAAAAUUUACGCAUGCAAUGGAAACAUCGUCAAGGAUGACGAGAUGGGUGAGGUGAUUCAGCUUCAAGGCGAUCAGCGUAAAGAUGUCUAUGACUUCUUGACCAAGCCCAAGCCCCCCAAGGAACUAGUGAAAGCAGCGGAGGAGGAGGAUAGCUUCAAGAAGCUCAGAGGCUACGGCAUGGCGAUGAAGGUCAAAGUCAAGGUCCACGGAUUCUAA
Molecule: messenger RNA, 408 nt
Organism: Penicillium pulvis
Lineage: Eukaryota; Fungi; Ascomycota; Eurotiomycetes; Eurotiales; Aspergillaceae
Product: translation initiation factor eIF1
Exons: 5
Coding region: 1-408 (135 amino acids)
Biological process (GO): translational initiation
Cellular component (GO): eukaryotic 43S preinitiation complex
Molecular function (GO): ribosomal small subunit binding; RNA binding; translation initiation factor activity
Source: RefSeq, a predicted model, not a curated record